This is a messenger RNA of Esox lucius (northern pike), 3839 nucleotides long. It is a transcript of the gene pank4, whose product is annotated as pantothenate kinase 4 (inactive). Gene Ontology annotation, biological process: coenzyme A biosynthetic process. The transcript is spliced from 21 exons. Gene Ontology annotation, cellular component: nucleus; cytosol. The coding region runs from base 19 to 2451 and encodes 810 amino acids. The record is from RefSeq and is a predicted model, not a curated record. Lineage: Eukaryota; Metazoa; Chordata; Actinopteri; Esociformes; Esocidae. Gene Ontology annotation, molecular function: ATP binding; pantothenate kinase activity.
AGCAGAGGAACGCGACCAAUGUUUACUUCCAAGAUGGCGGCGGAAUGUCAGAGAGUUGACAGGAGUAGUCACAGCAUGGAUAAAAGCAUAACUCUUCCAGCCGACGAGAUCUUCAGAAAUUUGGAAAAUGCUAAGAGGUUCGCAAUAGACAUAGGUGGAUCUUUGACCAAACUCGCCUAUUACUCCACUGUUCAACACAAAGUAGCGAAAGUGCGUUCCUUCGACCAUACAGCAAAGGAGACUGAGGGUGAACCCCUCUAUGAGAUCUCUAUGCAAGAGGAGGUCACAGCUCGCCUUCACUUCAUUAAAUUUGAAAAUGCCUACAUUGAAACCUGCCUGGACUUUAUUAAAGACCACCUGGUCAACACAGAAACCAAAGUGAUCAAAGCCACUGGUGGAGGAGCUCACAAGUUUAAAGAUCUCAUAGAGAAAAAACUGAAGCUCAGGGUGGACAAGGAGGAUGAAAUGACAUGCCUGAUCAAGGGCUGCAACUUUGUGCUAAGGAACAUCCCCCACGAGGCCUUUGUUUACGUCAAGCAUGCAGACUCUGAGUUCCGCUUCCAGAACACUCACCCUGACAUCUUUCCUUACCUGCUCAUCAACAUCGGCUCAGGGGUGUCCAUUGUCAAGGUUGAAUCUGAAGAUAAAUUUGAGCGUGUUGGAGGAAGCUCCAUAGGUGGGGGGACAUUCUGGGGCCUUGGAGCUCUGCUCACAAAAACAAAGAGAUUUGAUGAACUACUUCAGUUGGCCUCGAAGGGGCAGCACACAAGUGUUGAUAUGCUUGUCAAAGACAUCUACGGGGGAUCUUAUGGAUCAUUGGGCUUGACUGGGGACCUCAUUGCAAGCAGCUUCGGAAAAUCUGCUACUGCUGACAACGAGUUCUCUAAAGAAGACAUGGCGAAGAGCCUGCUCCAUAUGAUUAGCAAUGACAUUGGGCAGCUGGCAUGCCUCUAUGCGCGGCUCCACAACCUGACCCGGGUCUAUUUCGGGGGCUUCUUCAUCCGAGGACACCCUGUUACAAUGCACACCAUCACUUACAGCAUCAACUUCUUCACCAAGGGCGAAGUCCAGGCACUCUUUCUGAGGCAUGAAGGUUAUCUGGGGACGAUUGGUGCCUUUCUUAAGGGAGCAGAGGAGGACACACCCCCCAUGCUGCCCCACUCUUUGGGAACCACUGCCUUAUCACACCCUAGGUUUGAUCCUAACCAGUACAGUUGGGGGGAGAACUAUGCUGGGAGCUCUGGCCUGAUGAGUGUGUCUCCUGACCUGAACCCCAUGCAGCGUACACGCAGUGGAACAUUUCCCUUUGACAUGUUAGAGAUGGAUCGUCUGGAGAGGCAGCUGGUGAACCUGCCCCUUCUACAGGACCCGUCCUCUUACAUCCCAGACACCGUGGACCUUUCAGAGGAUGCACUUGCACGGGAGUACUGGCUCUACUGCUUCGAGGAGGCCUUGGAUGGUGUGGUGAAGAGAGCUGUGGCAAGCCAACCUGAUCUUCCGGAGGCCGCUGAACGAGCAGAGAAGUUCCGUCACAAGUACCGGCACAAGCUUCAGACCCUCCGCCAACAACCUUUUGCUUAUGGAUCCCUCACUGUCAGAAGUCUGUUAGACACAAGAGAACACUGUUUAAACGAGUUCAACUUCCCAGACCCCUACUCUAAGAUCAAGCAGAGGGAGAAUGACAUUGCCCUCAAGUACUUCCAAAAGGCAAUAAAAUCUCUUGAAGAGCUAAGCUGGGAGCAGAGGCAGUUUGCCCUGGUCAGGGGCCUACUAGCUGGAAACGUCUUUGAUUGGGGUGCCAAGGCUGUCUCUGAUGUUUUGGAAUCUGAUCCAGAAUUUGGCUUUGAACAGGCGAAACGGCAAUUGGAAGAGAGGCCAUGGCUUGUUGAUGCCUAUGACCAAUGGCUCGAGAGACUGAAGGGCCCACCUCAUAAGUGUGCAUUAUUUUUCGUAGAUAAUAGCGGAAUAGACAUCAUACUGGGCGUGUUUCCAUUUAUCAGAGAGCUUCUCUGCAGGGGAACAGAGGUAGUCCUUGCCAGUAACUCUAGCCCAGCUUUGAAUGAUGUGACAAACAGUGAGCUGCAAAUCUUGACGCAAAGAAUAGCUGCAAUGGAUUUAGUCAUACAAUCUGCUGUGAAAGAGGACAGGUUGACGCUUGUCCAGAGUGGUUCCAGCUCUCCUUGCUUGGACUUAAGCCGUCUUGACAAGGAGUUGGCUGGCGUUGUACGUGAGCGCCACACAGACUUGGUGGUCAUUGAGGGCAUGGGCCGGGCCAUCCACACCAACUACUAUGCUAUGUUAAGCUGCGAGAGCCUCAAGAUGGCUGUCAUCAAAAAUUCCUGGCUUGCUGACCGUCUUGGGGGCAAGUUGUUCAGUGUGGUUUUCAAGUAUGAGGUGCCACCCAGUCACAAAACCACCACCCAGGAUCAUGUUCCAGGAACACCUUCAUGAUCUCAUCUCUACUUGUGAAGUCUGAUCAUGGGACUUUUUAAACUGGUUGGAGAGUUCCAGCUGGCUGUAACAGGGUUGAUUUGACCACAUCAUAUUAAUGUAAUUGGUGGUCUCUGAUGGAUUAGAAAAAUUGGGUGAACUAUUUUAGCAAUGAUGUCAAAGUUGGCUGGAAUAUAACAUCACUUUGUAAUGAAUGUUUAAAUGUCUUCCCUUUUUGAUGUGUAUCCAUCACCAUGUGUUUUGCUUAUCACAGUCUCAAUUGUGGUUAUGGUAUCAGAACAAAAAGAUGUCAGUGGUAAAUGUGCACUCUUUGCAGAUUGACUGUCACUGCAAGUUAGAUGCUCUACUGAAUACAUUGAUCGACCGGUUAUCAUCAGUACCCAGCUGUUUACGCACAGCAUCCCAAUCGUUACCAUGGCAACAAUGUAUCUAAUGGGGAAUAGAUGCUUUGCAUCUGUAAUGCUACCGUGAUAAUUACACUGAGCUGUGCAACCAGGAUAAUUGUAGCAAUUUGCGGUUAGGCUUCACAAAGAUAUAGUACAUACUUAGACGUUGGCAUGGUGAAAAGCAUAUAUAAUUCAAAAUGUAUCUAAACUAGUUUAAUUUCUAGUGCUGGAAAUACAUGGAUAUUAACAAGGGCUGCAUGAGGGACAUUUCUUAGAUUUUUAUGCUUAAUAUCUUUCUUUGAGUACAAUAUUUUUCUCUCUCUGCCAGUAGGUCUAUUGGGAUUAUUGUGUGACAAUCAUUGCCAUCAAAAUCACUGGAAGCAAAAAUCUUGCUUUAGGGAGUUUUUCGGUCACAGUGGAUAAUGGCACUGUACAAAGGGGUUACAGAAAUAUUAGCUUCAUAUAAUUCCAGAAGAUGGCAGUAUUUCACUGUGAAAUGAACCCCUAACAACCUCAAUGAAAUAUGAAGUGUAUUGCGUCUAAAACGAGUAGUGAUUUUCAGAGAUGUUGAAUAUCGUGCUUCAUUUACCUUAGUUAUUGUGGACAUUGAACUACUUUCCGGUUUACUGUCUGCUUCUACGUAAUUCCACUGAAUCUACCUUAAAGUCAACUUCCAAACAGCAAUUAUAGCCCUUGUCAAACAGAAGUCUAACCACUGUCAUUACAACAUGUUUAGUAGAAGGGGACAUUUGCAUCCUUAACAUUUAAAUCAAGGGAAUGACAUAUAUCAUUUUGGGGCGGCAGAAAGGAUGUGACUGUGAAUUCACUGAUACUACACUUAUACCAUCGUUAAAUCAGAUUUCUGAAUUCAGGUUUGUGUUGAGGCCUUACUGUCCAAAUGUUUCCAUGGCUUUAUUUGAUUGACCUGUGGACUACUGUUGUGAUAUUGUGUAUUAUUUGUAUAUACAUGUCAAAUAAGUAUGUAAAUAUAAUUCAUUUGCA